This is a messenger RNA of Dictyostelium discoideum AX4, 1608 nucleotides long. RefSeq lists its product as hypothetical. Lineage: Eukaryota; Evosea; Eumycetozoa; Dictyosteliales; Dictyosteliaceae. Bases 1 to 1608 code for a protein of 535 amino acids. Gene Ontology annotation, cellular component: membrane. Gene Ontology annotation, molecular function: transmembrane transporter activity. Gene Ontology annotation, biological process: transmembrane transport. The transcript has 3 exons. The record is from RefSeq and is a predicted model, not a curated record.
AUGUUUAAAAAAAAUGUAAGUGGUGAUUGUAAAAAUAGAGAGAAUGGCUCAAUGGCUGAUAAAUAUCAAACUCCAAGAUAUUAUUUCCCAAAAAGAUUUAAUUUAAUAGUUUUGGGAUUUUUAGCCUUAACCGUUUGUUAUACUACUAGAACUUUGUUAAGUACUUGUGUAAUCUUUAUGAAUAAGGAAUUUCAUUAUGGUAGUACAUUUAAAGGUGUUUUAUUAGCUGCAUUUUCAAUGGGUUAUUCUACUACUCAAUUAACUGCUCAGUUUUUAUGUGAUAAAUUUGGAAGUAAAAGAGUUAUUUUAUUUGGUUUAACAAUGUCAAUAUGUACUUUGUUUAUAGUUCCAAUUGCUGCACCAUAUAAAGUAGCAAUAGUUUUAGUAAGAAUUUUUUGUGGAAUUUUCCAAGGUAUUGUAAUGCCAUCAUUAAAUUUAUUGAUUGCAAAUUAUUUCCCAAUUACUCAACGUUCAACAUGUGCAGGAAUGAUUUGGGCUGGUAUAUAUGCCGGAAAUGUUGGAAUUUCUUUUAUAUCACCAGUUUUAUUAGAUUAUUUAAAUUGGAGAGAUUGUUUUUAUAUUGUUGGUAGUGUAUGUAUCGUAAUGUGGGUAAUUCCAUGGAUAAUUUUCAUUCGUGAUAAUCCAAAAGAUUUAUUCGGAAUUCAUGAAAAUGAAAUUCAUUUUAUUAAUCAGACUGCACCUGUUGAAGUAAAAUUAAAAACUUUGACACAAUCUCAAGUUGUUAAUAUUAAAUCAAUAAUGGAAACUGGUAAUUCAUCAAGAGAAAAUAAAGAAAAGAUAAUAAACAAAACUGAAAAUAGUGGAAAUGAUUUCAAAAUGUUACAUAGUAGUAGUAGUAGUACAUCAACUGUUGAGUCAACAACUGAAAGCUUAAAUAGUAUGGUCAGUGAUGAGGGCGAACAAAUUUCAUCAACAAUUGUUGAAGAAGAAAAACAAAUGAAAGAUGAUGAAAGGUUACCAUAUUUUGUAGCAUUUAAAAAAUUAAUAACUUCAAGAGGAAUGUUAACAAUUGUUUAUUUAAAUAUAUCAUGUAAUUGGGCAUACUUUUUAUUAUUGGGUUGGUUGCCAACAUGGUUAUCAAAAGAGUUGGGUGUAAAUGUUGGUUAUAAAUUUGCAUUCUUUAAUGCACUUCCAUUUAUUUUAUGUUUGGCAAUUUCAGUUGGAUUUGGUCGUUUAUCUGAUAAAUUAUUAUCAAUGGGUGUUAGAAAAAUCAUUUUAAGAAAAACAUUUGGUGGUUUAUGUUAUGGUAUACCAGGUGUAUUUCUAUUGAUGGUAUCUUUAAUAAUACCAAAUCAUUCAACUGUUAUAAAAAUUGCAUUUGUAACAAUUUCAAUUGCUGCAAAUGGUUUUUCAAAUACAAGUUAUCAAUUGGUAACAUUGGAUUUAAGUUCAAAAUAUUCUGGUGUUAGUAUGGGUAUUGCCAAUAUCUGCUCAGCAAUACCGGCAUUCAUAGGACCACUUGUUGGUGGAUUUCUUUUAGAAUCUUUCCAAGGUGAUUGGAAUAAAAUAUUUUUAAUAUCUUCAUCUUUUUAUUUAUUUGGAACUAUAGUUUGGUUAAUUUUUUUAAAAGUUGAUAAUGUAAUUUAA